CAUUCGUCCUGUCGGAACAGAUUUGGCCAACGAACUUGGCAGUUGCUUGUCCAAUCGAGACAAGCUUCACAAAUUCUUUUUGAACUGGGCCUUCAAAGACACACACAAAAAGGGAGCGGCAGAUGUUCUUGUCAUAGACAGACUUGUCAUAGAGAGACUCUGAAUUGAUAGAACCGUCAUGAUGAAGCAGUCGAUUUGUGUAUUGGUGGGUUUGGCUGCAACAGGCUUUGCCUCCGCGUUUCAAGGAUCCAUUCCAUUCGAAAAUUCUCACUUGACGAGAAAAUCGAGCUCCAGUGCACGAUCCAACAGUCCCUUUUCUCGUAAAGCAUUGACACUUCCAUUGUUGUUGCCCCACGAAGAAGGGAAUGUGGUAAUGGCAGAUGAUCGUUCCUUUGUCAACGGUGGUGAUUGGCUGUCAUGCGCAUGCCGCAACCUCGAAGAGCAAGUCGCCCAGUGUUGGUCCGAUGUGGAAGAGUGGGGAGUCGAAGCAGCGACACGGCUAAAAGAAGCAUUGCCAUUUUGGAACGACCCUGAGGGAAACCUUGCAUCAUCGAUGGCCACUGGCAUUGAAACUGCAGUCACCAAAACUGCUGACAAGGCAUCAUCGUCCGCCUUAUUUCAUCUGAUGGAUCCAACUGCUUAUGAGUUGACGCAAUCUGGCUUUGUGGGUGCCAUCACUGGACUUUUGGUAGUAGCCUUCAAACUUUCCAUUGAAGCUGUGAGGAGUCUUUUCUACGAACAGGACUUUCUGGCUUCACACCACUCGUUGCUUCCUCUGAUCCCCGCCCUUGGAGGAGCCAUGGUGGGACUGCUACUGCUGUCAGGAGGGUCCUUUGCCCCUGGCUUGAAAGGGAUUGUUCAACAAGUUGACCAAGAAGAGCAACAGCAGCAUCCAGAACUCAGCAGCAGCAAAAACUCCAUUUGGGAUCAUUUGAAGGUUCAAGCAGACGCCUUGCGAAAGUCAGCGGCUGCAAUUGCCACACUCGGAACCGGUUGCAGCCUUGGACCAGAGGGUCCUUGCGUAGAGAUUGGAUUGAACGUGGCUCGUGCAUGUACUCAGCUCAACAAGCCAAUCACUCAGUCAGCUUUGGACGCUCAACCGGACGAUGAGUCGCCAGAUCAAAAUUGGAAGCCCGUGAGAGGCUGGAAUCGAAUUCUCUUGUCGAGUGGGGCUGCAGCCGGUGUUGCUGCAGGAUUCAAUGCACCAAUUGCUGGCGUAUUUUUUGCACUGGAAAUCAUGCAGAAAGCGUUUAGUUCGAUUGACAAGGACGAGCCGACCACUGCUGAAAGAACGACAACGACCGACAAACUCUCCCCCAAUCUGUCCAGUUUACUGCCCAUGACAGCACCCAACAACAUUGCCCCCAUUCUUCUCGCAUCUGUCAUAUCCGCAUUGAUAUCGCAGAACUUUCUGGGCGACCAUCUGGCACUUUGCUUUACACACAUUGAUCUAAAGACUCCUCUCCUGGAACUUCCCUUGUACCUCAUUUUGGGAGGUCUCUCGGGCGUGGUGGCGGCAGCGUUUAGCGAGUCCUCCAAAGUCAGUCAACAAUUCUUCGCUGGUGACUUUGGCCUUCCGCAAGUGCGCAGAUUCAUGUCAGAACUACCAGACGCGGCCAAGCCUGUCAUUGGAGGCUUGUUGUGUGGCUUGGUUGGUCUAGUCUUUCCGCAGAUUCUCUUUUUUGGAUACGAGGCGAUGAAUUCCUUACUCAAGAACAAUGCACUGCCAAUGAACUUGGCUUUGUCGCUGCUCGUUUCCAAAUCCGUCAUGACAGCAGUCUCCGUGGGGUCGGGGUUGGUGGGUGGCACAUUUGCACUGGCGCUAUUCUUGGGGGCAAUGCUGGGCACAGCAUUUCAAAAUGGAUCCGUGCAUCUUGCAGAUACCAUUCUGAACUGGUCCUACGCAAGUACAACAACUUGGCACUUGGAUGCAAUGACCAUGGGGGCCUUUACACCAAUGAUGCAUCAAUUGCAACAACAUGCAAUCCCGGGCGCCUUGGAGAUUGGAUCGGUGCCGGCAUACGCCAUGGUGGGGGCAGCGAGCACACUGGCAGCAUUGUUUCGUGCUCCACUCACAGCGAGCCUGCUGCUGUUUGAAGUGACACGGAACUAUGAUGCCAUUCUGCCGCUGCUGGCGAGUGCAGGGGUCGCAUCGAUUGUGGGGGAACUCUUGGAGGAGCGUUUUGCGGCGAAGCAACCGGCGGUGGAGGUAAUGACAACAUUCACACGCCCGCGAGCAUUCCGGGUGGCCCAACAUCCACUCCUAGAGGAGGAUGAUUGCUACUGGGUAGAACAAGAACCAGUACACGACUGCCCCAGAGAUGGAGUAGCACUCGAGCGCCAGUAGGCGACAAUCAAUAGACGCAGAAUAGAAAAACAAUGGAACAUGACCGGUGAUUUGUGCGAAAGAGACCGGUCGUUUUUGAAGAGACUAGAAGAUCGUACAGUAAAAUAAGUAGCUUCAUACAAAAGUACAAGAGGACGAUGGGAUUGUUUGAAUUGAUUGAGA
This is a messenger RNA of Seminavis robusta, 2509 nucleotides long. The record is from the annotation of a GenBank genome assembly. Lineage: Eukaryota; Bacillariophyta; Bacillariophyceae; Naviculales; Naviculaceae.